Messenger RNA from Lottia gigantea (owl limpet), 186 nucleotides. RefSeq lists its product as hypothetical. The annotation marks the transcript as partial. The record is from RefSeq and is a predicted model, not a curated record. NCBI's taxonomy places the organism in Eukaryota, Metazoa, Mollusca, Gastropoda, Lottiidae. The transcript has a single exon.
AUGACCUCUAAGCACCAGAGUGAUGACGAUUAUGGACUAACCGGAUCAACUCUGAAAUGGUUUUCGUCAUAUCUUACUGAUCGCUUUCAAUAUGUUGAGAUUAAUAACGCUUCGUCAAAACACCAGCAAUUAUCCUGUGGUGUACCCAAAGGAUCAGUUUUAGGACCCAUAAUAUUCACUAUGUAU